Bufo bufo (common toad) is the source of this 5852-nucleotide messenger RNA. RefSeq lists its product as uncharacterized. Gene Ontology annotation, molecular function: protein binding. NCBI's taxonomy places the organism in Eukaryota, Metazoa, Chordata, Amphibia, Anura, Bufonidae. The transcript is spliced from 30 exons. The record is from RefSeq and is a predicted model, not a curated record. The coding region runs from base 1 to 5814 and encodes 1937 amino acids.
AUGGCAGUCACCAGAGCUUUGGUUAUGUUGGAAGAUUGCCACUGGAAUGUUCCUUAUAAGAAAAUAAGUGGAGAGACCAGCAUGCAGAUCAAGGCACAUUUAAAGAAUAACCUCUAUCAUCGGAGGGUCAAAAGAGUCAAUAAUGAGACAGGCUUAGGAGAGGAAAAUCAGUACAUUCUGGAGAGCACAGAGUCCUUUCUCUUAAAGUCUCGGCAGAAAACAGCUGGGGAAAGUGACAGUCUUGCUGAACAGAGAUCUCCCUCUACUCUACUGGAUGAAGACAUUGAAUCUAACAGAGAAACUCAUACUGGAGCAUGGACUCUAUCAACAUAUGAUACUACACAAGCAGAAGAUACAAACCCUGAGCCAUUACAGGAAGGGGGACUGUUGAAUGGAAAUGCUUCAAGUGCAGAGGCUAAGUGUUUCUUCAGUGGAAAUGGCAUAUGGAAUGAGUUUGGUGUAAAGGAAAAGCUAUCGGGAGAUAUCCAAAAUAGAUAUGUAGAUAACACUGAAGAUGAUGACUUUGAGAGGUUCUCUGAUGCUGAGCGCAAGAUAAUUCAAGGAUACAUAAAUAUACAGUAUACAUCAAGGAAGAAGGUUUUCAUGGUGUAUAUCUGUGGAGGAUACCAAGAUUCCUACCCAGAAAGGAAUGCGUUGUUUGUCAAGUGUUAUCCAGAUCUCUACAUCUACUUCAAGGAAAGAGGCAUUGAGUUCCGUAUGUUUGAUCUGAGGUGGGGCUUGAAGGAUGGCAUCAGCAAUGACCAUGUUAUGCCUGCCCUACAUCUUAAGACCCUUCAGGAAUGCCAGGAUGCAGGACACAAAGCAUUCUUUUGCUUUGUAGGACAGAAAUGUGAUCAGAUGACUAUCCCGGCUAUUUUAGCUAAAGAAAUAUUUGAAGGCAUCAAAUCAUUGCUGGAAACAAUGAAGACAACAGCAGCUCAGACGAUUCUUGGUGCAGCAGGAUUUACAGGAACAGAUGACUCCUCUGUGAAAGAUGGGAGAACAAAUGAAUCAGACUAUCAGCAGGAUGCUGCAGAGGAGAAGUCAACACAUUCAGAUACGGAAGACACACUUCAAGAUCCUGACGACAAGAACAUGUUUGAGCCAACUCACAAAAAACUGUCACUGAAAUAUGACAGAGAUCUAGCACUUCUUACACAGUGGUUUCAACUGGAUGAGAACUGCGUGCCAAGUGUAUACAGACUUCAGGCCAUCAGCAUGCAUUAUGGAGAUGUAUUUAGUAAGGAUCCUGUACGCCGACAACAAGCCAAAAGCAAAUGGAUUGGUACAAUGCAAAGACUGUAUGAUAUUCUCCAGGAAUACUGUCCUCAGGUGGUGGGUAAAGAAGCAGCGGGGAAGCUCCUAAAUUCAGUGGUUCAGCAAGAAAUAGACCAGGCGUUUAAUGUUGGAGGAAGCCCAGAAGAUCACUUUCAUUGCUUUAAACGAAUCAUCAGUGACAUUAAAUAUAACCUGUCCAGCAGUCGAACGUCUGACUACAUUGAUGUCCUUCCCGUUAAGCCUGAGAUCAAUAAGACCCUGUAUGAUGCCCAGCAGGCGCUUAUCAAGGGAAUUCAUCACAGGCUACGUCACACAAACAUCUACGAGUACAAUGUCAGCUGGGGAUGGGAAGGAAUAAAUCCUGUUAGCAACAGAUCUCAUGCAUACUAUCUGGAGCGCCUGUGUAGUGAUUUCCAGAGAAAGGUCAUUGGGCACUUCAGCAGAACAUGCAAAGUGCCCAGUGAACCAGAGAAGACUUGGAUGAGAAAGAAAUUUUUCCGGAAUCAGAGAAAUGAGGAGAUUUUAGAGCAUGCCGCGCACUGCUAUACACUAGUCCAGAACUUUCUUGGUCGAAAGUCUACUUUGAUACAGCUCCAAGACUGUGUGACGUCUUCUAACAGACGCCUGGUUGUAUUACAUGGACAGCCCGGCAGUGGGAAAAGUUCUCUGAUGGCUAAGGUGUCCGCAGAAGCAUCAUACUGGGUUGCUGGGGACCUGAGGGUCGUGACUCGAUUUAUCGGUGCUACUGGGAACAGCCGACACACUCGCCUACUGCUACAAAACCUGUGCUACCAGAUAGCUGAUAUAUAUAACCUGAAAACACAGUUCUCUGAGACUCUCAAAGGAUUGAUAAAUGAGUUCUCAACUGUUCUGGAAUUGGCUACUGAAGGUAGACCACUCAUGGUAAUCUUGGAUGGUACAGACGAGUUAUCAGAAAGUGAAGCACAUCUGUCCUGGAUACCCACAGAGCUGCCCCCACAUGUACACUUCAUUGUGUCUGUCUCAUCAGACUGUGCCUCCUUCAGGCAUUUACAGAAACUUACAUUGGAACAGAAUAUUAUUCAGAUACCACCAUUGAGUUCAGUGGAAAUUAAUGACACGAUUGAGUCUUGGCUAAACAGAGAUUGUCGUAAACUCACUGGGCAACAAAGAAGAGUCCUGAUUGAGGCCUGUACCUCAUGCCCUCUUCCACUCUAUGCAGUUUGCUCAUAUAUGGAGUCACAUCAGUGGACAUCCUAUACCACUGACCGUGAAAUCCUUUUGCAUCCUAAUAUCUCAAAGAUUUAUUCCUGGCUCCUAUCAAGACUAGAGAAAAAACAUGGAGACCAAGUAGUAAAAAAGACCACAUCAUACAUCUCAUUGUCCAGAAAUGGCAUAACACAAGAAGAACUCUUAGACUUGCUGUCACUUGACCAAGCGGUAAUGGAUGAAAUAAGACAGUACCAGGGAGUGGUAGUACCAGUGUUUCCAGAAGUACUCUGGAUCAAGUUACGUAAUGACUUUGGGAUCCACUUGGUGGAACAAAGGACAGAUGAGAGCUAUGUCAUUAACUGGGCUCACAACCAGUUUAGGUCUGUGUGUAUGAAUAGAUAUGUGAAGUCAAAGGAGCAUCAACUUUCUAUCCACUCUGCUUUUACCAAUUACUACCUGGAAAGUCAAAGUCGCCAUAGACUUAAUAAAAGUGAUAGUGUCACAGCAAUCAUGCCACUGUCAUGGGUGGUAAAGCAUGAAAACCGAGCUGUCCAUGUGUUUAACCUGCGUAAAAUCCUUGGAACAUCAUAUCAUCUGUUGCAAUCGAAUCAAAUACAACGUCUGGUAACAGAGUGCAUAUUCAAUUAUGAGUACCUGCUCCAUAAAGCUUGGGCUAGCUCCGUGGUGGAAAUCCAGGAUGACAUAAAAGCUGCUAUAAAUCCUGAGCGGCCAAUACUUGAUUUGAAUCUGCUAUCUGAAACUCUUCAGUUAUCUAUAAAGGUGUUACAGAGAGACGCCUGUCAGCUGGCAUCACAGCUCAAAGGACGACUGCACCAGAUAGAUGCCACUGACAUACCUGUUGCCCCCGGUGAUCCAAGGAAAUAUCCAAUACUGCCGUCCUUGAUGUCUCAGUGUCAGCAGUCCUCUAUUGCCACUUUCAUACCUUCGUUCACGUGCCUUCUGCCACCUGGGGGGAUUCUCUAUGACACCUUAGCAGGCCACACCGACAGCAUUACCGCCGUUGCAGAAGUGCAGGUUGAUCUACGAGCACUGACCGCUUCCAGAGAUGGCACCCUGAAGGUUUGGGACUUAACGGCGGGGAAGCCUGUAUUCACUCUUCAUGGCAUUGGAAAGAACACCGACUCCAUCACUGCGUGUAUGCAGAACAGAAUAAUCGCUGUUACUCAGGACCACAGUUUCCAGAUAUGGGACCUCUCAUGUAGUAAAAUGGUCUUCGCUGCCAGUGACUGUUUGGAUGCCCCUAUCCUGACAUCUGCUAUGGAUGGCCAGCUUCUCUUAGCUUUUUUUGAUGGAAGCCAUUUAGUUAAGGUGUUUGACUUGGCUGACUCCUGUAAGAUUAUCUGUCAGAUAGACAUUCCUGCCGAUGAAACACCAGUCCAUAAAAACCACUCCAUUCUGGUUUCUCGGAAUUCAUUUAAAGAGUACAUUGUAUUUGCCUACAGGAGUGGGAAGGAAGCCAUGGUACUGAAUGCCAGACGAGGAGCUGUUGCGGCCAAACUUACUGCACAAGAUCCAGUGGCUUCGGUUCAAGGUGUGGCUGUAACAAAGGAAUAUUUCCUACUGAUCUGCAGGUAUCCUUCGCCAAAAUUGCAUGACAUGGUGCAUAUAGAGCUUUUCAGUGUGCACACAUUUGCCUAUAUUCGCACAGUGAAGGGCUGCUGCAAUGACUUCAUUACCAAGUUUGCUGUGAAUCGUCAAGGAUCUCACGUGGUUGCGUUUUCUCGGCUCCCAAACGCCAAUACCACUGAGAUAGUAGUUUGGAAUCUAGAAACAGAGGACCAUAAACAUAUGGCAAAGUUUUCAUCGGUGCCACUGGGAGGAGUGUGCUUUGAUCUUCGGUACUGCCUAGCUUUCUGUGAAGGAGAGCACGUCUUACGAUCAUGGAAUUUAGCUAACCGUAUAAAUGACCAGUCUCUGACCGUCAACAUCAACAAUGCAAAGGUAGCCGAUGGGAUUCAAGAGAUUGUUACAAUGAAGAACUUUCCCAGAUAUGCGGUCUGCAGAAGUGUGAGGCCUGGGGUGAUCACUGUCUGGAACAUUGUGAAGUCAAAGUGUAAAAGCAGUGCUGUGCGCGUGGAGCGAGGAUUGAUGGAGAGCAACGACAUUGUGUUAGUCAGAGACAUGAAGCUUUACAUCCUCACUGACAGGGGUAUGGCCUCAUUCACUGACACUCCCAGACCUAUAUUUCAGACUCUUCUCACUUAUGAUUUGCUGAAGAAAAAAUACGUCCGCCGGCAGACAGGCCUCUAUGUUAUACCUUGUCCUAAGCAUGAGUACAGGGUCCUGGACAAAGGACUACUCCUGGGGCUUUCAGAAAAUAGGGAUCAUUUUGUUAUUUGGAAUAUGGAGACAGGCUUUAUAAAGGAUCGGCUAAGGCCACAAUUUAAGUCUUUGGCCCUGGACAUAAUGGCAGACAAUGACAUAUCUAAGGAAACUAUUAAGAAAAAAGUGAAGCAGCGAAAGAAGAAAACGAAUGAGACAGUUAUUAUCACACCAUGGGAAAGACGCAACGAGACCAAAACUGCAAAGCAACGCAGGAAGGAGAGGGAGAUAAAGCAAGAGAUGGAAAGGAUCCAACAGCUGGCUAAUGAGAAGAACAACGCUAUAGAUCAGUACCUCUUGAGUGAGGAUGAAAAGGUGAUCGUAUGCUCAUACUAUGCCCACCACCUCUGUGUGUUUAGCCUGGAGACCGUCACCCACCUGCAUACUCUGGAGGACAAGACAUCAAUGCUCUUUUUACAUAAUGCUGCUCUGACAUACAAUGGCAGUUUCUUGGCUCUCUCCAAUUACUGUGAUGCUGACAAAACUAGCUAUGUAACUUUAUGGGAUCUUCAGAAUGGACUGGUCAAGAAAAGACUGAAAAAUGAACCAAAUAUUUGUUGUGUGUCUAUCACCGACGAAGCUGACAGAAUUGCUUUUGGAGUGUCUUCUGAAAACAUACUGAAGGUCUGGGAUCCUUUCAGGCGUAAACACAAGAUAAUUCCAGGAUAUGAAAACCUCUGUCUUACAGUACACAGCAAAAUACAAAUCAUAGAAAGAGGAUCAAAAGCAAUCUUACUAUCAGGUGAUGUCAGCUUGUGGGACCUGGACAAUGGAACUGUGGUUUCAGUUUUCACCCCUGAUAGUAAAAUCUGUUGUUUGACCUUUGCUGCUGACAGAAAAACCAUUCUGAUUGGCAUGAGCGAUACACCUUCACUUGUCACCCUCAAGAUUGCGUCCAAAGAUAAAGACAGCUCUUAUUAUGUAGGGACAGAUCUAUUUGGAGAAGAAUCUACAAGUAGCGAAGAUGAACCUGAUGAGAAAGACCAACCAUUAAGGAUCUAAACUACAAAAUGAUAAUGAAUCUAAUAUAUAAAACUGAG